AUGGCUGCUCUAGAAGCAAGCAAGACGGUGGACAUCAACUGUGCGGAUAUGGACAUCGAGUAUCUCUACCUCGACUUUGACACCGAGUUGCCGGGAGUAUGGGAUACAACGCCCGGAGGAGCAGCUCCGCCCGAGUGCCCCAACCUCACGAAAUAUACAUCGCCUUUCCUCUGGUCAAAGACUCGCAAGUUGCUCAUCACAUGGCUGGCCUGCGGUGUCACUUUGCUGGCUGCCUUUGCCGCGGGUGAGUAUACGCCGCCGUCGGCUCAGUUGCUCUCGGUAUGGCACGUGAGCCAGGUGGCUUUCAAUGUCGGCGUCACCAGUUUCACGACGGGGUUUGCCAUUGCGCCGAUGGUUCUGGCUCCGUUCUCGGAGAUCAAUGGUCGUCGACCGGUGUUUAUCGCCAGUGGCAUUCUCUUCACGGGCUGCACCUUUGCCUGUGGUGGUGCGAAUUCUCUCGGCGGCAUGAUAGUUGCUCGGUUCUUCCAAGGCGUGGGCGGGUCGACGUAUUCGACAAUGGUUGGCGGAGUCAUCAGUGACAUCUACCAUGCCGAGAACCGCAAUACUCCCAUGGCACUAUUUGCCGGGGCUGCGUUGUUUGGCACCGGCCUGGGACCGCUCAUUUCCAGCAAUAUCGUCUCGCACACCACAUGGCGAUGGGUGUAUUGGUCACACGGCAUUGUCAGCGGUGCCUUUGUGGUCAUUAUGUAUUUCUGUCUGAGCGAGACACGCGGAAGUAUUCUUUUGAGUCGCAAGGCGCACGCACUCAACAAAUGGUACGAGAGUCUUGAAGCAGUUGGCUAUCAAGGGCUGGUAUUCCCAUCGCAAGUCCGGCCAGAGAAACGGCAGGUUCGUCGUAUUCGCUGGAAAGUGAAGGCCGAUGAAGAACGCGAAUCUAUUAUCAAGUUGAUUAGCAUUUCGUGCUACCGCCCAUUCCACCUGUUGGUCACGGAGCCUGUCGUGUUUUUCUUUUCUCUAUGGAUAUCAUUCAGUUGGGCCGUGCUCUAUCUGCAGCUCGAUUCUAUCCCGCUUGUCAUGGAAACCAACCAUGGCUUUAACGUUGCCCAGGCCGGUGAUGUUUUUACAGCAAUCUCUGCCGGCGCCAUUCUAGCCACCCUUCUCAGCAUCUACCAGGAGAAAGUCGCCAUUCGCUUCGGCAAAAUGUCGAGCACUCCGGAAGGUCGUCUGUAUUUUGCUUGCAUUGAAUCCAUCCUCAUGCCCGUGGGCAUGUUCUGGUUUGGCUGGACUUCGUUUUCGUCGAUUCCAUGGAUUGUGCCUUCGCUUGCCGUGGCGUGUGCCACCAUGGGCAUCUUUUCGGUCUAUCUGGCCGUCUUCAACUAUCUGGCCGAUACUUAUCAUCGAUAUGCCAGCUCUGCGCUUGCGGCGCAGUCUUUUUGCCGGAAUCUUCUCGGAGGCGUCUUCCCGCUGGUCACUAAUGCCAUGUUCAACAAUCUCGGGUUUCCAGGAGCGUCGAGUCUGUUGGGCGGAAUUGGCGCGGUGUUGACGCUUGUGCCGUGGGUGCUGGUGUUCUACGGGCCGAGAAUCCGGGCUCGAAGCAAAUUCGCUAGUGAAUUAAUGCAUCAAUAA
Messenger RNA from Talaromyces atroroseus, 1587 nucleotides. RefSeq lists its product as hypothetical. Gene Ontology annotation, biological process: transmembrane transport. Bases 1 to 1587 code for a protein of 528 amino acids. The record is from RefSeq and is a predicted model, not a curated record. The transcript has 8 exons. Gene Ontology annotation, molecular function: transmembrane transporter activity. Lineage: Eukaryota; Fungi; Ascomycota; Eurotiomycetes; Eurotiales; Trichocomaceae.